Molecule: messenger RNA, 589 nt
Organism: Polistes dominula (European paper wasp)
Lineage: Eukaryota; Metazoa; Arthropoda; Insecta; Hymenoptera; Vespidae
Molecular function (GO): protein binding
Source: RefSeq, a predicted model, not a curated record
ACAAAUCAUAUUAAUGAUAAUAUAAAUUAUUCAAAUAAUAAUAUCACAUAAAAUAAUGUCCGAACAUAUCAAUGAAAAGAAAAAGAAGAAGAAUAAGAAGAAGAAGAAGAAGAAAUCAAAGACAACUGUGGCAAAAAGAACAUCAGAGAUUAAAGCUAAAGAAAGGAAAGCUUGUGAAGAAGAACAAUUGCAUAAGUGGGAAGAGGCAUGGAGACAAAAAGUUGAAGCACAAGAAGAGCUCGAUGAUUACAGAUGUUGCCUACAUAAAGGAUUAUGCUUAAAACCAAAGACACAGUCUAAUAUUUGGAUAAAUGUAAUAGAAGAUAAAAUGACUCAAGAAGUUCAUAUUGCUUUCAAACACGUACCUGUACCUAAACCAAAACCUCCUUCAAUUCCAAAAUUCAAAAUAAUGGAAAUUUCGUCAAGUUGCAAAGACAAAAUUGAUCAAAUUCACAAUCAGACGAAAAAAGAGACAAAAGCUAUUAAAAAGAAAAAGAAAAAGAAAUCUCUAGAUGAAGAAAAUGGAAGGUACAUCCGCAAUGUCGAGGCACGUUAUUUUCGUCGGGUUGACUCGAGUGCAUUCACCUGA